Messenger RNA from Caenorhabditis bovis, 1194 nucleotides. Lineage: Eukaryota; Metazoa; Nematoda; Chromadorea; Rhabditida; Rhabditidae. The record is from the annotation of a GenBank genome assembly.
AUGGAUUCAAGUGCCCUAUGCCUUCCGGAGUCUCAGCUUCGGCUGUCGGGAUCGAAUCUCGAGUCGUUCCUCUACACCAUCCUAUUCCCGCCAAUCUGCGUAUUCGGACUUGUCGGCAAUGCGCUGACUGUUAUGGUCCUUCUCAACAAUGAUUUCAUGUCAAGAGCUAAUAUAUUUCUGACUUGUUUGGCAGUUUGCGAUGUCUCAUUUCUUCUACUCAUCAUUCCGCAUUCACUUGCAAAUUUUGAUACUUUCGCCUUCAAUUACACUUUUCGAUAUCUCUAUCUUCCGUCGAAAAUCCACUUGAUCGCAUUCGCGAAUUGGACAUCCGCAGUUGCCAUUUGGCUUGUUGUUGGCGUUUGUUUCGAGCGCGUCGUCGGCGUCCGAUCGCCACUACACCGAUUAACAACUCCGUCUCGAGGGAAACUCGUCACCGGUCUCAUCCUCCUACUAUCGUCUUGUGCCGCAUUGACAUUCUACAAUCACGUCUCGCAUCACUGUUUCAUCAAAUCAUUCUGCAAUGCCACUCAAGUCAUGGCAGUUUGUCUCGACGUCAAUAUGAAUGUAUGGCCUGGGAAUCGGACCAACUUCUCACCGCCGGCAUUACGCCGUUAUGUGGCGACGACUCGAGCAGCCAAUGCAGUUUUAGUAGUAUUUCUUCCACUAAUUCUAUUAGUAACUUUAAAUUUUAUGCUGUUGUAUUAUGUUAAGAAAAGAUCGUUUUUCAUGUACGCGUCUCUAGGAAAAGUGUCGGCGCGAAUGCGGAAAUCCGGUGAUGUCGCACUUCCCUUCGUCGCCACUUUAUUCAGACGACAUUCGGAUCAGAUUCUCCAACAGAAAACCGAACACCGUGUUGCUGUUACAGUAUGCGCCGUCGUGACAUCGUUCACACUCACGCAGGCACCAUCGGCGGUUGUUCUCACAAUAAAUUCGCUUUGGCAGGACUCUUUCAAACCACAUUGGUAUCAUUUAACGACAAUCACUUCGUUUCUCGUCGUAAUUGGGAAAAGCCUCAAUUUUGUGGUGUUCUGUCUGUCAUCAAGCAGCUUCCGUCGACGUCUCUUCAACAUGUUGCGCACCAAAUAUGGGUCCCGCGACGAGAAGCGUUCGCAAUCGAUAAACACAACCUACACACGCUGCGAUAGUCGAGAUUCGCGCAUUCUUUCGCAGAAGAAGUCGUUCCAGAGUAUUUAA